AUGAUCGAUGAGAUAGAGAGCAAGACGAAAGUUGUCCCAGUAUUAGUUGUCCCAGUAUUAGGAUUAGUAUGGGAUUUAGAAAAAGAUAGUUUGAGUUGCAAGAUCGAAGAAACAUUUAACUUGAGGGAACCUAUUACCAAAAGAAAAGUUUUGUCAAUUACCCAGAAAAUUUUUGAUCCCAUUGGCUUUACUGCACCGAUAACUGUAAUUCCUAAGCUAAUUUUGCAAGAAACAUGGAACCAGAAGAUUAAGUGGGAUGAAGAUCUUCCUCUUCCCCUAAGUGAGCAGUUUGGGACUUGGUUGAACCAAUUGCCUCUGCUAUCUCAGAUUGAAAUUCCUCGUUGGUUAAAUAUUGAUUACGAAAACGAAGAUACCGUAGUGCUCCACGUUUUUUCGGAUGCUAGUAAAAGAGCCUAUGCCACAUGUGCAUUUUUAAGAGCUGAAACCAUCGAAGGUGUAAAGGUUCAGUUAGUAAGCGCGAGAAGUCGAAUAGCCCCUAUUAAGGAACUUACGAUUCCACGUCUUGAACUUCUCUCCUGUCUGAUAGGUGCCAGGCUUGCCAAAACAAUUCUAUCAGAUUUGAAACUUAAGAAUUGUAGAACAGUGUUCUGGAGUGAUUCUUCUACAGCUUUGGGGUGGAUAAGAAGGGAUCAAGCAUGGGGUACGUUUGUUAACAAUCGAGUACAAGAAAUAAGAUCGCUUACCAGAAUAUCUGACUGGAGGCAUGUACCUGGAAGUUUAAACCCAGCGGAUCUCCCAUCGAGAGAGGAUGUACUAUUGAGCAAUUACAGAAAUCGGCAUGGUGGGAGGGCCCAUCGUGGCUUUACUUACCAGAAGACGAGUGGCCCCAUGUAG
Molecule: messenger RNA, 855 nt
Organism: Stegodyphus dumicola
Lineage: Eukaryota; Metazoa; Arthropoda; Arachnida; Araneae; Eresidae
Source: RefSeq, a predicted model, not a curated record